AUUUAAUUUCACGAUCUUUACCAUAUUUGUUUGUCACCCCAUCAUGAUGUGAGGACCACGCCCACUACUCAGCAAAAGGGCGCCCUUGACAGUAUACAUUUGAGGCAGCAAAGAAAGAAAUGGGCGUACAGUUAAGAAAAAACAGGUAUGACCUCUCUCAAUGACAUCAAGAAGAACCUCAAAGGGUAUCGCUAUGCAGACCGGACUGCCAGGGAUGCUCUCACACUCACUGAGAAUUUUCGGAAUCUGAAAGUCAAAGACAUGAAAUCAUUCGUUCACAGUAAUGGCAGUAAGGAGAACUGCGUGUCAGUGAGUGGGACCAUACCAGUCCAUAUCAAAGGGACUAAUUACAACAUCCCCGUGACUAUUUGGUUGCGUCCCACUCAUCCAUACAGCUCCCCCAUAGUCUACGUGACCCCCACGGAGGACAUGGGGAUACAACAGUCACGCUAUGUGGACGCGAGUGGACUCGUCUACCUGCCCUACCUCAGCGAGUGGAAACAGAACUCCUCUGACCUCCCCACUCUCACUCAAGUUUUGUGUGCCACAUUUGCUGAACAUUGUCCAGUGUACAGUAAGAGUAAGGUUCUCAAGCAGCAACAACCGACACCCCAGUCCGUACAGCCACCCAGCACCUAUGCCACACCCUCUAAAAUUCCCACCCCCCAGCAGUACGGAAACACUCCUCCCAGAGGACCCUAUCCUGAGAAGAAACAAUUGCUAACGAUGGCCGAAGGACCUGAUCCAGUUGUUGCUGAUCUCGAACAAGAAGUGACCUGUGGUGUCUGUCAUGACCGCUACCAGGAGCCAAAGCUGCUCCCUUGUUGUCACUACUACUGCAAGCAAUGCAUCCUCACACUCUCCAGUCGCUACCGACCCAACCAGCCGUUCCCCUGCCCCGACUGUCGUGAGCCCACUCUAUUACCAGACAACAACCCAGACAGACUGCCCACUGCGUUCUUUAUCAACCGAAUGAAAGCACUCCACUCGAGGAUGGAGAAAGCCCACGGCAAGUUGGAGACUACUUGUGAAAUGUGCUCUGGAGGAAAGGCUACUGCAUUUUGCCGACAGUGUGUCAAUUUCAUCUGUGAAGAUUGUGUAAGAUCUCAUCAGCGUAUGAAAGCUGUGUUUUCUACACAUAUCGUUUCCACUCUGGACGAGCUCAAACAGGGCGAAGUGAAAGAACUAACAUUCAAAAGCCCACCACCCCCAAAAUGUGAAGAUCACGACGAGCCAAAAAAGAUUUUCUGUUUUGAUUGCGACAAGCUCAUCUGUCGAGACUGUGUUGUGUUCGAUCACCGUGACCACAAGUCAGAGUUUGUAAAGAAAGCCGCCCCCGCAACUCAUCAAAAGCUGGCGGAGCACCUCUCCCCACUCAAGAACCUACUGCCUGAUCUGAGCACCGCUGUGAAUCAAGUGAAAGGAACUAAACAAGAGAUCCAUGCCCAAAAAGAACUGACAGAGAGACAAGUGAAUGCCAAGUUCCAGGAGCUACAUGUACACAAAGAAACUUCUGCUAUGUCUGAUUCAAAGACGGAGAAGGUGGAGUCAACCCUAUUCACCAAGAUCCUUAAUAAGGAGAUUCCAGCCUCUAUUGUACAUGAAGACGACCAGUGUAUGGCCUUCCGAGAUGUGAAUCCAGUUUCCUCCACCCACAUUCUGGUGAUUCCACGGAAACCUAUUCCCAUGCUAUCAGCUGCACAGGACGACGAUACUCAGCUGCUGGGUCACCUGCUCCAGGUUGCGAGGAGAGUGGCUGACUCUGAGAAGUUGGAGGAGGGAUAUCGAAUUGUGAUCAACAAUGGUAAGCAUGGAGCUCAGUCUGUCUACCACCUCCACAUUCACAUCAUGGGAGGAAGACAGUUCGAGUGGCCACCUGGAUAAAUGACAUUAAUAACUAUAUUUUUUUACAAUUUUUUAGUGAUAAUGACUUUUUUAUUUUUCGGUAUUUACCAUAAUUAUUAGUCUUUUGUUGA
Molecule: messenger RNA, 1976 nt
Organism: Halichondria panicea
Lineage: Eukaryota; Metazoa; Porifera; Demospongiae; Suberitida; Halichondriidae
Product: E3 ubiquitin-protein ligase TRIM33-like
Exons: 11
Coding region: 148-1884 (578 amino acids)
Biological process (GO): protein modification process; protein transport
Molecular function (GO): catalytic activity; zinc ion binding
Source: RefSeq, a predicted model, not a curated record